Molecule: messenger RNA, 610 nt
Organism: Neomonachus schauinslandi (Hawaiian monk seal)
Lineage: Eukaryota; Metazoa; Chordata; Mammalia; Carnivora; Phocidae
Gene: MTCP1
Product: mature T cell proliferation 1
Exons: 4
Coding region: 96-419 (107 amino acids)
Biological process (GO): positive regulation of peptidyl-serine phosphorylation
Molecular function (GO): protein serine/threonine kinase activator activity
Source: RefSeq, a predicted model, not a curated record
AUUCAAACCCAAAAAGUCACACCUGUGUCCUGUGCGCGGGUGCUGCAGGCUUAGGUGGAGAAAAGCAGGGCUAGAAUUGGAACCCAAAGCCCAGAAUGGCAGGAGAGGAUGUGGGGGCUCCACCCGAUCACCUCUGGGUUCACCAAGAGGGUAUCUACCGCGACGAAUACCAGCGCACGUGGGUGGCCGUCGUGGAAGAGGAGACGAGUUUCCUAAGGGCACGAGUCCAGCAAGUUCAGGUUCCCUUAGGUGACCCAGCUAGGCCAAGUCACCUUCUUACCUCCCAGCUACCUCUCAUGUGGCAACUCUACCCUGAGGAACGCUACAUGGAUAACAACUCUCGCUUGUGGCAGAUUCAGCAUCAUUUAAUGGUCAGGGGAGUACAGGAGCUGUUGCUUAAGCUUUUGCCUGAUGAUUAACCUGGUGCUGGGAUUCUAGGAAGAUAUGCUCCUCUGUUCUGUUCAGUAUAUGGCAAUCACUUCAUCCACCACUGCAGUGCACCCACCUGUGGGCCUGUGGGGAGGGAGUGGGUUGAAAAACUGCUCAAGAACACAGAAGCUUAGGAAGGGUCAUGAAGAACACCACAAAUGGAACUGCAGAGAGGGGGUUA